AUGGCACCGCCUCCCAAAAAGAAGAAAAGAGAGCAUUCUGUUUCUGACCAAACAUUAUAUCAUUUCUUCGCAUCUAACACUAGCAAUGCGCCCCAAGAGUCUGCCAGUGUGAAAGCGAACUUGAAGACUCACCCUGUUGCAAGUACCCUUUCAGUGGAUUCGAAAACGAAGGCUACAAAACAACCGGAAAUCAUUGUGAUUGACUCUGACAGUGAAAGCGAAGUGGAAAUAGUUCAAACUAUCACUUCGAAGCGUCGAAAGCUUAGUCCCAAAAAUGAUAAUAAGUCUUCGGUAUCAAGUUCGACCAAGGCGGAGGAUCUGGUAACUGAGGGGAAGCACGAAGAGAACAUUACAAUCUCUCCUUCUGUCACACCGACCCAGAGCUCAAGAGAAGGUGCAGAUACCACCAUGUCAUUUGGGAUUCCUUUCCUAUUAAAUCAACCGAAAUCGAAUGUUUUACCAAAGGAUUAUCUUCCAUUAUUCGGAGAGCCCUUUCUAUUGACUUCUGCGUCACUGGAAAAGAGUUCAGUGCAUACAUCUGCUACACCUUUAGCUUCUAGCUCCAAAACUACAUUGGACCCCACAACAGAAUCCACCGUCGAUAUUGAUUUAACUAUGGACGAUUGGAACGACGGUGAUGACGAAAUAAACUCUGAACCAGCCAUUGAAGACCAAGUAAUGCAAUGGGGAUCAUCCAUCACAAUUAACUCUGAGGAGACCAUGAGGUCGGACGCCCUUUUUCUAUCUGAUGAUCUUUUGCCAGAUCAAAGCAAAAAUGGCAAAAAUCGAUGUUUAUCUACCCGACCUGCUGGGAACACUGUGUCGUUCCCAGUGAAAACCAUAACUGAAGAUAAAGGCAAAAACUUUGCCACUGUUAGGCAACAGGGUAUUAGAAAUAAUGCAUUUUCUUUCCUGAUGUCUUCACUGAAAGAGAACGAGAUCUGGAAAGAAGCAACAAUUGCGAAAGACAGAUACUAUCAACGAACCCAGAGUGUGAAAGGUGGCCGGCAAAAAGCACCAUUUUAUAAAGUCCUUCAGGGUAUGCCUAUUGCUGUCGAUGCGUUCAAAUACGGUGCCAUCCCAGGUGUCACAGCCUACUUUCUAACACAUGCUCAUUCAGAUCACUAUACCAACCUAUCCUCGACCUGGAAACACGGUCCAAUUUAUUGUUCUCAAAGUACAGCAAAUCUCAUUGUGCACAAGCUUUCCGUUGAAAAGAAAUGGGUUCACCCUUUACCUAUGGAUACUCCUACUGUAAUACCGGACACCAAUGGCGUAUUCGUCACUCUCAUCGAAGCGAACCAUUGCCCAGGAUCUUGUCUUUUUUUCUUUGAAGGAUGCCAAACUGUCAAUGCCGGGGAUAGUCCGUUCAAGUCUUGCUACGUUGGUUCAUCCAGAACAUUUCGAUACCUCCAUUGCGGUGACUUUCGAGCCUCUCCGCGUCAUGUCCUUCAUCCCUCCGUCAAAGGAAAAGUUAUCGACCAUGUCUAUCUAGAUACAACAUAUCUCGACCCCAAAUACACUUUCCCUCCCCAACCUCUGGUCAUCUCUGCCUGUGCUAAUUUGGCCAAGAGACUAGUGUCUGGAGAAUCUAACAAGCAAAGUACUUCAACUGUGCUUACAUGGAUGUCUUCAUCGGAGAUUGGCAAGGGCAAGGUAAAAGAGAUCUCUAAGCCACUAAUUGUCAUCGGGACAUAUUCUAUCGGCAAGGAGCGCAUUGCCAAAGCUAUUGCUCGUGCAUUAGACACGAAGAUUUAUUGCGAUGCUCGAAAAGCCGCAAUAUUGAGGUGUCAGGAUGACCCAGAGUUACAUUCUAUGCUGACUUCCGAUCCAACAAAGGGUUUUGUCCAUCUCGUGCCGUUAGGAUCUAUCACAUCAGAUCAACUCAAACUGUAUCUGGACCGGUUCAAAGACGUUUAUGAUAGAAUCAUCGGGUUUAGACCCACAGGCUGGACAUACACUCAGGCUGCAGGUACCAAUCAAUCUCCUUCCAUUCAAUCUAUUCUUGCUGCAUCAGCAGGCCAGUCAUUUACAUACGCAAACCUGCAAGUAUCUCCGAAGUCGACACCGAACUUAUCGUUGUAUCCUGUUCCAUAUUCGGAGCACUCCUCUUUCUAUGAACUGACUUGCUUUGCGAUGUCAUUCACUUGGGUAAAAAUGAUUGCGACUGUAAACGUGGGCACUGAGGCAAGUAGGGGAAGAAUGGCAAAAUGGGUAGAUAGAUGGGAGACAGAAAGAAAGAAGCGAGGAAAGGAUACAAUAGUCCCUUAUACAAACCCAGAUUACUGGUGA
Molecule: messenger RNA, 2292 nt
Organism: Psilocybe cubensis
Lineage: Eukaryota; Fungi; Basidiomycota; Agaricomycetes; Agaricales; Agrocybaceae
Exons: 7
Coding region: 1-2292 (763 amino acids)
Biological process (GO): interstrand cross-link repair; protection from non-homologous end joining at telomere; double-strand break repair via nonhomologous end joining
Molecular function (GO): damaged DNA binding; 5'-3' DNA exonuclease activity
Source: RefSeq, a predicted model, not a curated record